This is a messenger RNA of Megachile rotundata (alfalfa leafcutting bee), 5440 nucleotides long. It is a transcript of the gene olf413, whose product is annotated as DBH like monooxygenase olf413. Gene Ontology annotation, molecular function: copper ion binding; dopamine beta-monooxygenase activity. Gene Ontology annotation, biological process: norepinephrine biosynthetic process; octopamine biosynthetic process; dopamine catabolic process. Gene Ontology annotation, cellular component: secretory granule membrane. Lineage: Eukaryota; Metazoa; Arthropoda; Insecta; Hymenoptera; Megachilidae. The record is from RefSeq and is a predicted model, not a curated record.
UCAGGUCGCGACGGGUGUUCAGUUUACAGGCAACGGCCGUACCGUGCGGUUGUCUCGCGUGUCGUCUCGCGUUUCUACCUUCAUCACGAUCGUUCUCAUAAUCGGUCCGAGUUUUUCGAUCGAUCUGACAGUGACAUCAUCCUCCGGCAACGUCGCCACGAUUUUCGAUAAAAGUCGAACAAAUUCCCGACUUAUGCUCGAAUUACAAUGGUCGCGUGUGACUCACGAGCUGUAACUGUGUCCGACCAGCACGAUAAACAAAUAUAACCCCGACAACUUAAGUAUACAAAGUUGUCGUGUUUGAACUCGUUUAGCAACGGACAUUGCUCCAGCAGCGUUUAUGCGACAUAAACAAACGAAGACUUCGGAGCUGCGUUAGGAACACGGGGGUGAACUCGACCACCGACUUCGCGGCGUUAACCGUUGGUUAAACGUUCGCGAUUUCGCCCCUGAUUCGUUCGAUGACUAAAACCGGCACCGGCAAGGAUUUCAGACCGUGAUUCGAGUGAGUGAGAGUGACGAAAGUGUGUAAACGAGGAAAGUGAUAAGAGAGGAGCCUUCCCAACCGACUCCUUCUUUUUUCCGUUUUUUAACGACCACGAUAUCUCGUUAAGAUUUUUCUGCCACUUGUACACCGCCGCUCGAGGAGCUCGCCGACUAUUAAAACUGGCAGCAACUUCAAGACACUUCGUACACCGAGUGAUGUACUGAGGUAGAUCGAAGAUGAAGUCGAUAAUCGUAUCGUAUUUCCUCCUGUUGGUCAGCGGUAUCCUCUGUGUCGAAUGGAAACACAGUGCCGUUUUGGACGAUAAUUUCCUAGUUCUUUGGACACCUGGCGAGAGGGAGAUCACAUUCGAGGUUCAGGUGAGGACCUUAGGCUUCGUGGGCCUCGGUUUCACCAGAAAUGACGGCCAGAUCGGGGCUGAUAUGGUCAUCGGAUGGGUCGACAACAAUGGACAGCUGCAUCUUCAUGAUCGGCACGUGAAGGACACCAGCAAGAAUCCAGAAAUGGACGCGAGCCAAGACUAUUGCCUCCUUCAGGGUUUCGAGAACAAGACGCACACCGUUCUUCGUUUCAGCAGGCGAUACGAUACGUGCGACCCACGGGACCUCAAGAUCACGAACGAUACGAUGCAAGUGGUUUGGCAAUAUCACGAGGAGAAACCGGUAUCCGCAGCCGGAGUUUUGCCGGAUCGUGUGGCCAUUCGUGGACCCAAACCACUUUAUUUGGUGCAAAGGGACGCGGAACCUAGGCCCAGCUCGCGCAACCAGGAAGCCGAGCCGCCUCUUCAAACGUGGGACAUAUUUAACGAGCAGGUGACCUUACCACGAGACGGGAAGACGUUGCUUUGGUGCCGCGUUAUCAAGAUGCCAGACAUUAAACGGAAGUAUCACGUUGUGAAGUACGAACCAGUGAUACAACCAGGAAGUCAAGAGUAUCUUCAUCACAUGACAUUGUACGAGUGUCGCGGGAAUCAGGAGCAAUUGGAAGCCGCUUCGGAAUCGUCCGGUGUCGUUUGCUAUCAACCUAAUCAACCUUCCCUUCCAUGCACUACAAUCGCUGCUAUCUGGAGUGUGGGCUCAGAGGGCUUCAAUUAUCCACCAGAGGCGGGUUACCCACUCGACCCACACUCGGGGCCGCGAUUCUACAUGUUGGAAACGUUAUACACGAAUCCACAGAUGGACGCGUUCAUCAGCGACAGCUCCGGGUUGCGUCUGCAUUAUACGGAUCGGUUGCGUACCCACAACGCAGGUAUCCUCAGCGUCGGCAUCGACCCGAACUGGAGGCACAUCAUACCACCCGGCCAACGCGAAGUGGUCUCCGAAGGUCAUUGCAUCUCUGACUGUACCAAACUGACCAUCCCCGACAGCGGCAUCAACAUAUUCGCCGUCGUCAUGCAUACUCAUCAACUCGGGAGGAAGGUCCGACUGCGUCAGAUAAGGUUUAGCGAGGAACUGCCACCCAUUGCAUCUGACACCAAUUACGAUCCUAGUUAUCAGGAGUAUCGGAAACUGCAGAAGCCCGUCAGGGUCCAUCCGGGCGAUCAUUUGAUAGCCGAAUGCACGUACUCCUCCGAGUCCAAGGAUAGAAUCACGCUCGGUGGUCUAAUGACAGGAGAGGAGACCUGUUUGGUGUCAACUCUUUAUUAUCCACGUAUCGAGUUGUCCGUCUGUUACUCUCUACCCUCGUUACCAACGGUUCUGAGAAGUCUGGGAAUCCAAGAGUUGGUGCAGGAUUCCAGUCCGGUUCUCAUUCUAAAACCAGCGGAGUUGACCGGCAUGACGUUAGAGGACCGUCUGGUGAGCUACAACUGGAAGAGCGAUUUCCAGAGAUUCCUGGAUGCCACUCGAGGAGGUACCUUCAAAGCGCUCUGCUGGACCAGCAAGGGAGUACUGCCGGGCACUGAAAAGAUGGAGGUCAAUUAUCCCAGGAUCUUAUCGCCGUACGAAGAGACCACCGUACCAUGUUUGAAGAAACCGUCGAGGAACAAGUUGUCGAUGUUGCUGAGCGAGGACGAGAACAUAGGUGCACCGGCCGAUCCUGACAGUGACGAGACGAACGCGGUGGAACGCGGACAAUUGGUGCGCAGCAAAGUGUCCCGAAGCAGUGACGGACCAACCGGCGGAAGUACCCCGACCAGAUCGCCGAUCGUGGUUCUAAUCCUUGGGAUAUUGGUGGCGAUCGUCGGCGGCGCGUUCAGGUGAACACUGGCCGGUCGUCGCGAGGCCGAUCGACCGACAGAUCGAUCGAUUCCGUUUAUCUAGGACGGCCGAUUUAUCCUGUUGUUGGUCGCGCUGAAUCGGGGAGCAGACGCAUGUAAGUACAUACGUGUCCCGUGUGUACCCUCUUGACGCGUCACUUAGGUUAAAAUAACAAUCGUCGUAUUUUGAUUGGUCGUUGAGUGAGGACACGACGUAGAUGCCGGGGUUCCUUUCCGAUCCGAUACGCGGUUUUGUCCCAGUUACCGAGCGAAUCGUUGUGCAAUUUUUAACCGACGCGUUCCCGCGAACAAAAUUAUCCACGGAACCGCCGAACGUCCUGGGAGAGAGACAUAUUUUUGAUGGCUUGCGUAGAACGAAUGAAACCCUCGGGCGACGAUGAGUCGCGAAGAGUACUGCCAAAUAUAUUUUCCCGAUAACGAGCGUCCAUUCGAGGGAAUUCGGAUCUAAGCUGUCCUCAUUCAAGGAUCGACCUCCCUUCUUCGCGAUCUCUGCUCGUGUAUUAUUGUUAACGGUUAGGAAUGCGCGGGUAUCGCAUCUCGGGACUGGGUUCGAUCACAUUCAAUAAAUCGAAGUUAGGGUAAUCGAGUAAUUCACGGAUAUUCUGAAGUUACCCGAUUGUUUCCGAUCCAGUCCGACAUGUUUCGUUACCGGCACAUCUCUAACCCAUCGUGUGUUCGUACAGGACCGCUGUUGGAUAUCUUUCGAUUCAGAGUGCGUAGAAUUUUCGAAGAACAGAGGAUUUGAAAAAAUUGUAACAUCAUGUGCUAACGAGAAGAAUAUAAUUCGUAUUGUUUCGUGGAUAGAAAGAGCAAUCUUUUCCGCAAAUAUUCGAUUCACGUUUCAAUUUUCUUAGUGCAUGUGACGCAACAUCUGGGAUCUUUCGAUUGUACGGGGCACACGUUGCUGUUUCUUUUAUCGCGUUGUCGCGUCGAUGCGAUCAAAGAAAAUCACUCGAAAUUCUGUUCAAAGAAUUGCAUUUCCGGUGUAACGUUAGCACGUUGUGCGCCUGCCCUGACCGUCAAAGCGGACGUUCUGGCUUUCGAUUCCGUCAAACGAAAGGUCGACACGAGUAGUGAAUCAUAAUCACUUCGAAUCCUUCUCGUUACUUUUCUCCGCGCAUAUCGAGAACAUGAUAUCGUUCUAAAUGUUCAGUGACGAAAGUACGAACUCUUACGUACAUCGUUGACCCCGGUUGAGCUUUGUUGAACUUACGUUCUUCGAGUUAAUUAGAAUACCGUAACCUUCUAGUCUUAUUUCGAAAUCACUUGACAUUUUCACAUGAAAAGAGCUCUUCGGUUAACGAAUCUCGAACGAAAGAUAUUCGCGGAAAACGAAACCAGGUCCUGGCGACAUAAUUUUCAAGCUUCUGGACUCGAAAGAAUUUAUAUUGUUGGCUGUUUAUUUACCAGGCGAACCGAGCGAGCCGAACGCGUUCGAUUUACUCUUUUCCGAAAGUAAACGUCACGAAAUAUUCAGUUCCUCCGAUUCUGUAAGUGCAAUUCAGGCAUGGGCACGAAAACGUUCACUCGAGUUCAUGUAUUUGGAAGGCAGAAUCUACAUAUUCUACUAACAGCUCUGUGCAAAUGGUGAGAAGGCAUUGUCUCGUAGUACAGUGCAAAUGAGAUCGUGGAUGAUUGCUGUGCACAGCUCGAAAGAAGUCUCCCGAAAUUGUCGCAGCUUUGAUUAUAUACCUUCACUUUGUUUAACAUAGUAGUUACGGCAUGUCAUGUGUGUUUUAGUCAUUCGUACAGCUGUGCUAAUUAAAUUGCAACGUAAUUUAAUUACGCUGUACUUGCAGUACAUAGUAAUUUCAUUGUAUUGUGUUUCAAUUUCAUGUUGAUUUAAUUAAAUUGUGUUUUAAUUACAUAUUAGUUUAAUUAUAUUAUAUUUUCAUUACAGAGUAAUUUAAUUAUAUUGGGUAUCAAUGACGCAGUAAUUUAAUUACUUUGUAAUUGAAAUAUAAUUCGAUUACACUCGUAAUUUACAUGAUUUCUUUUGACCUUUUAUCUCUCGUUACCUCUUCGUGUUCCGAUUUAAUUUCGUUAUACUUUAUAAUCGUAUUUCAAUUGCAGUUACAAAUCACCGUAUAAUUCAGUGAAACGCACGAUACAUUAUGAAUUAAAAUCUAAUUGAAUUAAUUUAUAACGAAAAUUCGCGGAGUAAUAACUGUAUUACCUUAUAACUCUCAUUCGUCGAGACAGUUACAUAUAAUAAUAAAGUUCUAUUCAGAAAGUUCGGGCAAUACGAACAAAUUACUUGUCCUUUUACAAUUUCGCGAGACUUCUUGCUAACUCUACACAAUAUGUACUUACUAUGUGGAGCUCAGGAGUUUGUCCUUGAAAGGAAUGUAGGUCUAAUUGGCUGAAAUGGCCAGCCGCUGUCUCAUUCUUGUUUAACGUGACUUUACGACGCACGUAUUUUCCCUGUUGGCAGAAAGGAUCACAUUUACUAAUCAAGUAACGAGAAGAGAGAACUAAACACGUGGAUACUGACAAUGAGCACGAUAGAGUUAUAAUGAACAGGGAAUUUCAAAGCAUUGGCAUGCACCGGCCAUAAUCAAGUAUAAUAUAUGUGCAUAAGCUUAGGUGUAGACUUGCGUCGUAUUAGUCUGUUAUAUCGCUGUUUAAUCUCAUUUGGAAAAGUGAUUUGGGAAUUUCAGGAGUUGGAAAUUUAGGAUUUGGGGAUUUUAGGAUUUGGGUAUUUGAGGAAUUGGAAA